AUGUCGACGUUUACUAUGAAACUUGCGUGUGUCUUGGCUGGAGUCACUGCAACAAUGGCAGCUCCAGCAUUGGAUGACUCGAGCACUAUGUUGGCCGUCAUGGGCCAAGAUGCUCUCGAUGAGCAGAGCUACUCCACAUUCGCCAAAUGCGUGCAAGGCCUGGACUCCGCCUACAAAGCAUACGCAGACGAGGGUGUUCUGGUAGUCAUCCCAGCCACCAGUCGUGCGAUUGAUAUUGAUACUACGGACAAGGAGCUGUGGGACUGCAUUGAAUCCUCCUCAGACACCGUCUCUCUCGCGGCUGAAUCAAGCGAUUUCCAUGACCAGACCCAGGACGCAAGUACUGACGUCAAGUCUAUCCAGCAUUCGAAUGCCGUGAAUAUGGGCAUCACGGGGCAGAAGGUGGUUGAUCAUGUUGCUGCUAAGACGAGAGCUUUGGAAUCGCGCGACGUUCAAUACUAUGGCGUCCACCAUUCCGAUGAAAAUACUUGCAGGGGUGACUUCAACAACUACUACAUUAAAAACUGCAUCAGCUCUGCCAGUGCUUAUGCCUCCACAUUGGCGGACAACUUGGACGCGGCCAAGCGUUUGAGGUAUACAAUUUGGCCGCACCACUCGUGCGAAAAGGGUAACCAGAGAGUCAUUGUUAUCAACCCGCGUUCAUCCAGCGCUUGCCAGGUCCGGACUACCUAUUCAUGGCACGGAGCCUACGCUUAG
Messenger RNA from Beauveria bassiana ARSEF 2860, 717 nucleotides. RefSeq lists its product as uncharacterized. Lineage: Eukaryota; Fungi; Ascomycota; Sordariomycetes; Hypocreales; Cordycipitaceae. The coding region runs from base 1 to 717 and encodes 238 amino acids. The record is from RefSeq and is a predicted model, not a curated record. The transcript has a single exon.